AUGCCAGUCCUUAGGAUGCUGCAGCGAGUUGUGGGCCAGAUGCUGCAGAGCCCCGCCUGUGGCUGUAGGGCAGCUGCCCUGCCCGGCCGGGUCCUGGGCACCUCCCCUUGGCAAAUUCCAGCAAAUGCCAACUGCCACUCUGCUUCUCUAUCUGAAACAGACCGGCCGCGGAUCUUCAUUACAGGGGGUCUUGGCCAGCUUGGAGUGGGGCUUGCUACCUUGUUAAGGAAACAAUUUGGGAAGGACAAUGUGAUUUUGUCUGACAUAAGAAAACCCCCCGACCAGGUGUUCCAUAGUGGCCCAUUUAUUCAUUCCGACGUUCUGGAUUACAAGCAUCUUCGAGAGAUAGUGGUAAAUCACCGCAUCACCUGGCUGAUCCACUAUAGCGCUGUGCUCAGUGCGGUCGGAGAAGCAAACGUACCCUUGGCAAAAGCGGUAAAUAUCACAGGAUUGCAUAACGUUCUGGAUGUUGCCUUGGAACACAAUUUGCGAUUGUUUGUGCCCAGCACGAUCGGAGCUUUCGGACCUACUUCUCCCCGGGACCCAACCCCUGAUCUCUGCAUUCAGAGACCCAGGACGAUCUACGGGGUGUCCAAGGUCCACGCCGAGCUCAUGGGAGAAUAUUAUUAUUACCGGUAUGGGUUAGAUUUCCGAUGCCUGAGAUAUCCUGGCAUCAUUUCGGCUGACUCCGAACCUGGAGGAGGAACAACUGACUAUGCAGUCCAGAUUUUCCACGAUGCAAUCAAGAAUGGCAAAUUCGAGUGCUACCUGAAACCUAGCACGAGGCUACCGAUGAUGUACCUUGAUGACUGCCUCAGGGCCACCCUGGAAUUCAUGGAGGCCCCGGUAGAGUCCCUCUCUAGUCGGACUUACAACAUCAAUGCCAUGAGCUUCUGCCCCGAGGAGCUGGCCCAGGAGGUUCUUAAGCACAUACCAGAAUUCCAGAUCACGUACAACGUGGAUUCUGUUCGACAGGCCAUAGCGGAUAGUUGGCCGAUGAACUUCGAUGACAGCAAUGCCCGUAAGGACUGGGGUUGGAAACAUGAUUUUGACCUUCCACAGCUGGUGACAACAAUGUUGAGCUUCAUUGGUUCCCAUAGUAGAGUUGCCCAAGCUAACUGAAGGACUCGAAAGGAAGAGCUUGUGUAUCCUGGACAGCUUUCCAGGGAAGAUCAUAAUGACCCCAAGGUCAUAAAACCAAGGACCUAGUGUAUCCAGAG
This is a messenger RNA of Myotis myotis, 1220 nucleotides long. Its product is annotated as L-threonine 3-dehydrogenase, mitochondrial-like. The record is from RefSeq and is a predicted model, not a curated record. Gene Ontology annotation, molecular function: L-threonine 3-dehydrogenase activity. Gene Ontology annotation, biological process: L-threonine catabolic process. The transcript has 8 exons. NCBI's taxonomy places the organism in Eukaryota, Metazoa, Chordata, Mammalia, Chiroptera, Vespertilionidae. The coding region runs from base 1 to 1122 and encodes 373 amino acids.